UCCCAGAUGCCAGAAUGGACCUCUUCAUCCUCCUAUGCGUCCUCAUCCUCGGCCUCCGUGCAGCAGCCGUGUUUGGGAACUUCUUAAAUGGUGCAACUUUUCAAAUGGAUUCACAUGUUGUGGAAUAUGUUGAAAGGUUCGGCUUAGGUUAGGCUAGAAUUUCCCUUGACUGAUGAAGCGUGACUCGUCUUCCUCUUUGCAGCUGUACGAGCAAGAGUGGCAAAGUGUUGACGUGAUACAACAUGUAACAAAGUGUUCCCUGGACUUCACUUUGGACUUUCUGACUUGAAGUGUGACCAAAGCGGGAACAAAGUUCUUCUAUUCAUUCUCAAAUAGAAAAUGACUUGUUGGCUCUUCCGAUUGGCUGUGCUGUCGACUUGCGUCCUCUGCAUCCUCUGCACUGCUGCGCCCAGUCCCGGUACCGAGGCGGAGGCGCACACGACUCCGUACCGGGAUAGCUGCGCGUCUUGCGGCGUCGUUCAACCGGAGGAGGGCGCCGGAUCCGGCCGGCCGGACGCGGACUUUUUGGAGGCGGUCAAAAGGCAUAUCCUGAACAGGCUACAGAUGAGAAAGCGUCCCAAUAUUACGCACCCGGUACCCAAGGCGGCUAUGGUGACGGCGUUGAGGAAACUCCACGCCGGGAAGCUGCGGGAGGACGGCAGGGUGGAGAUCCCCAACUUGGACGGGCACCCGAUGAGCAAUGAAGUGCUGGAGGAGAGCUCGGAGAUCAUCAGUUUUGCGGAAAAAGAUGACCUGGUGACAUCAAAGUCCAGUUUGUUCUUCCUCAUCUCCAACGAGGGCAAUCAAAACCUAGACGUUUCACAAGCCACCCUCUGGCUCUACUUCAAGUUGCUGCCUUCACCCGUUGAGGUACGCUCACGGCGGAAGGUGACGGUGAAAGUUUAUUACCAGGAACCUGGCCUGAGCAGCAAAUGGAACCUGGUGGAGAAGUGCGUAGAGCUGAAACGGAGCGGCUGGCACACUUUUAUGCUCACCCGCGCUGUACGCCUGGUAUUUGAACAGGGCGAGCGGCGCCAGAACCUGGACGUGCGCUGCGAGGGUUGUGAGGGCGCAGGCGUGGUGCCUGUUCUCCUCAACCGCAACGACGAGUCGCACCGCCCUUUUUUGGUUGUGCAGGCCCGGCAAACGGACGCAAAGCAUAGGAUUCGAAAGCGGGGACUGGAAUGCGACGGUAGUGCCAGUCUGUGUUGUCGCCAGCAGUUCUACAUCGACUUCCGACUCAUAGGCUGGAACGACUGGAUCAUUGCGCCGUCCGGUUACUUCGGGAACUACUGCGAAGGGAAAUGUCCCGCUUACAUGGCGGGAGUUCCCGGGUCGGCGUCGUCCUUCCACACGGCAGUCGUGAACCAAUACCGCAUGCGGGGCAUGAGCCCUGGCUCUAUGAACUCCUGUUGCAUCCCGACCAGGCUUAGCACCAUGUCCAUGCUCUACUUUGAUGACGAGUACAACAUUGUGAAGCGAGACGUUCCCAACAUGAUCGUGGAUGAGUGUGGCUGCGCUUGAUCUUUCAAUGUGGCUGCGCCCCUGCAGAAUCAGACCAGUGGACCAUGUAAAAAAAAAAGUGUACAUCCUCACGUGCACUUGCAUAUAAGCUUGUACAUAUAUUUAUGUUUCUUGAUGCACAUUGGUACCUUGACUUGCGAGUACCUCACGUUUACCCUUAGAUGAAAUUUUUGGUUGUGUGCGAGGCAAAAUUUGAGUUCCAAGCAGCCUUCAGAUACGCCGCCGCUCGAGUGGAGUAAAUCACAAAAAAAAAAAAAACACGUGCCACAAUCGCGGAUGCACUUUGAGCAGUUUGUUGAACAAGGAAAACAGUCAAACAAUACAAUCAAAACAAUAAAAGAGGAAAGCACUCCAGAGCAGCAUGAAGGAGAUGCAAACACCAAACUAACUGCAUGGUAAAAAAGACAUUGGAGCUGGAGAUGCAGCUUGUGAGAGCACUUACUAGGCCCCACCCAUUAAAGACUCACACAAAUACUACAAUGCGUGUGUGUGUGUGUGUGUGUGUGUGUGUGUGUGCGUGUAACACUUGGGCUGAUUUACACUUAAUAAAGCCAGUUCUAUUUUUUCCUUUACAUUUUCUUGUAUUUUAUUUUUCUAUUUAUAUUCACAAUGCAGUGUGACUUUUCUACGUCAAAAUAUAUUUAAAAAAUGUUUUUGAGGGGCUCUGACCUUUUAAUGGUACCUCAUUUCAAUGGGAAAAUCAAUUUGGUAUACGGUGGUGCCUUGAAAUUCGAGUAAGCUGAUUUUUUUUUCUUGAGACUUGAAAUACACAAGCUAUCCGGUGGCAGUUUGCCAGACAUAGUUUGCAAUUAUUCCAAAUGUUUUCAAGCUGUUGUUUACACUAAAUGCAAAGUGUACAGAAUUCAAGUUAAAAUGUUCAAAUAGCAUUCGCAAACUAUGCUAACGGGAAACUUCAUAGGAACACAUGCUUAUAAUUAGCAUCUAUGUGUAGAUGUUGUUACAUUUUAAGCAUACAAAUGGUGGGGAAACACAUGUAGACAGACAAUAUAAAGAAUACUCACAGACAUAUAUUCUUUAUCCUCUGUGAAGAAUAGCAAAUAUUCAUGCUGUGCUGAAAAACCAAGAGAGGAGCUGAGACUCUCUUUACUCUCUAUGUCUGUCUCAUACUGACCACUGGUGGCCAUUGCAUACACAACAAAUUGAGCCGGACAAUGCGCCUUAAAGCAGAAUGUGUGACUAAAUCUCUUUAUUUCUUUUUAAUUCUAUUGAAUUACAUCUUUAGGAUAUAUUUUCAUUAAUAUUAUACUAUAUCACUUCAAUUGAUAAUUGUUAAAUAUGAUUUGAAAGACAAGUGUUUUGGGUUGCAAGCAUGGCCAUGAACAUGACAUAAACUCAGACCCCAAGACACAACUCUACGCGUAACUCAAGUGACAAGCUUUGUGAGCGAACAAAUGAAACUCGUAAGUCAAGAUACCUCUGUAUUUGCAUGGUUGCUGGGAGUCAAGCUUGGUGGCUUCACAGCCAAUUUUCAUCAAAUCACAGACACAGCGAAAGCACUUGCAAAAUGAAAUGCCUCCAGUGAGCAUUAGGUGGCGCCUCACCAAUCACAGACACAAGUGCCACACAAGCUAUGCAACAUGUUGAGCACACAGCAGGCAAGCUGAACGCCAGCGACAAACUAUCAGUAUCAGCAGUACUUGAAAUAUAAGCCUGGUGAGUAGUUAAAUGGCUUUCGGGCUCUCUAGUUUGCUUGACAUUCCCGUGUUUUUCUCCGGCUUAGUUCAAUACACCAUCAUCAUGCCUCUUUCCAUCUGCACCCCUACCCCUCCCCUGUUUAUUAGAAUAUUUGCACUGAGGAGCUGUGAAGCUGCCAACACGAAACAUCAAAUUAAAAAAAAAAAAAAAAAAGUUAUUUUUCUAAAACUGCAUUCAAGGAACCAAAGAGGUACUAUAUAUGAGUGUUAUCAUGAGAGGCCUAAACACUGUCAUGUGAAUCAUCUUCAUCCCUGCCUAGAAGAUGUCUUGUUUUUUUAAAUACACUUUUUACUAGUUCACUUCUUUUCUUAGUCUCAUUUAGAAUGAAGCACAUGUGGUCUGUGUACAGUAACAUUUCAAUGUUUUCCUCAUGUUGCAAAAUAAAUUUCUUAU
This is a messenger RNA of Corythoichthys intestinalis (scribbled pipefish), 3633 nucleotides long. RefSeq names its product inhibin beta B chain-like. The transcript has 2 exons. The coding region runs from base 340 to 1524 and encodes 394 amino acids. Gene Ontology annotation, cellular component: extracellular region. The record is from RefSeq and is a predicted model, not a curated record. NCBI's taxonomy places the organism in Eukaryota, Metazoa, Chordata, Actinopteri, Syngnathiformes, Syngnathidae. Gene Ontology annotation, molecular function: growth factor activity; cytokine activity.